This is a messenger RNA of Tetrahymena thermophila SB210, 10905 nucleotides long. Its product is annotated as transmembrane protein, putative. The record is from RefSeq and is a predicted model, not a curated record. Gene Ontology annotation, molecular function: carbohydrate binding. Gene Ontology annotation, biological process: cell adhesion. The transcript has 26 exons. Lineage: Eukaryota; Ciliophora; Oligohymenophorea; Hymenostomatida; Tetrahymenidae.
AUGAAAAUUUCUAAAGGGCUUAGGUUCAUUUUAUUUAUGAUCCUGAGCACAGCUUUUAAUUGCUACUCUGAAAUGCAGUAGCUAAUUGAUAGGACAAUUAUUGGAGAUUGCUCUUCAUAGUAAGAAUAAAGAUAUUAGUAUAAUGUCUAAUUAACUGAUAAUUAACAACCCUAUUCAUUAUCAUUUUUUGUCAACUUGUAAAAUUAGUAAUCUAUUCCAAAAUAUAAUAUUUUAUAAGUAGCUAGCAAUACUUAUAUGUGGAAUCUUUAAGUUAAUAGCCUCUCAAAUUAUUUAGAAAUAGUAACUUCUACUAGCUUAUCUCUUCAAUCACCUUUAAACAUUUAAGUAAAUAGUUUAUACUCUAGUUGGAUUUCUGUUUAAGUUUCUGUAUCUCUUACAGGAAUAUCACUUAGAGUAUAAUCUACAAGAGAUUAGCAAUAAGAAAUAACUCAGCAAUUCAUCACAUCACUUUCCUAGCACCCUCUGGCAUUUACUGUCUCUAUAGCUAACUAUUUAUAUAAUUCUGCAUAUUCAUUUUGUGGGUAGAUUUAAACCCUAAAGUUCUACAAGAAUAUACAUAUAAGUAAUUUAGUUAGUCAAAAGUCAAAACAAUCUUUUGCAAUUUCAGAUUAGUCAGAAAAGGUAGCUGAGUAUUUGUUUGAUGAAAUUCAACAAAGCAAUACAAUUUCAUACCCAUAUGACCCUAUGAUGCUCAUAAGAGACUAUUCUGCUUGGUAGAACGAUAUAGAUUUAACAAAUAUAAGCAUAGCUGUUGCAUCAAGAGAUACAUCUACUACAUCACUAAUUAUUCAUAAAGAUGGAGAAGUUCCUCUUCCUAGCUUUUAAAUUAAUAGCUUAUUUUAACCUUCAUACACUAUUGCUAUUAGGUUUAUGGCUACUUUAGCUAAUAAUCCUAUCCUUUUGUAAAGAGUUAAUAAUCAAGGUCAAUACACAAUAUCAAUAUAAGCUUAAGGACUUGAUGUAUAAUUUUGCUAAAAGACAAAUGAGUGCACAACUUUUACAGGAGUGUUAGUUGGUGAUAACACCCUUCAAUUAUUAGUUUUUACUGUUGAAACAAGUUUUUCUUAAAAUGUUGUCACACUUUACACAAAUGGUAAUUCUUUAAGUUAACAAAUAGUAAAUCUUGAUCCAUAAUUUAUGACUGAGUCUUACUCUGAUCAAUUUUAUUUUGGGUCAAAACUGAAUAGCCAAGCAAAUGAUCCAACAGCAUUCAUAAAUAGACUUUUAAUUAUGAAAUCAACUAAUGCUUUGUAAGGCCCUGAUGCUAGUGCAGUAGUAGACAAUUGCUAAUUAAGCAUUGGAAAUAAUCCGUUUAUUUGUCUAACUUGUAAUACAGGUUAUUAUCUGUAUAAUGGAACAUGCUUAACUUCUGCUUAAUGCAUAUCAAUAGGAAGAAAUCCUACACAAGAUUUCUACUGCGCCAAGGCAUGUAAUUCGCAAUGUUUAACUUGUUUGGCUAAUAAUCCAAACUAAUGCAUAACUUGUUCUGCCAACAGGAUAAAUCCUCCCCUUUGUUAAUGCCCAUUUAAUACAAUUAACCAUCCUCAUAUAGAUUACUGCUAAUAAUAUACAAAAAACAGAGAAGUUGACAUUUAAGAAAUAACUGUAUCAAGUUCUGGAGUUUAAACAGUUUACUUUUCUAAAGCUUUCCAAACAACUCCUUAAGUUGCUAUCUUUUUACAAAGCAUUCAAACAAGUACGGGAGUGAACAAUAACUAAUUGUUAUAUAGCUUUUCAUAAGUAUAGAUAUCUAAUAUUAACACUUCUUCAUUUUAGUUGCAGAUAAAUGACUUUUCAAACUUAAAUAUAGCAAGCUUGAAUUAUAAAUUCAUAGCUAGUGUUGAUACAAAUAAUUUACAAAUAUCAAGCUUGACUAUAAAUUAAAGUAAUCUAUCUCAGUUCUUAAGUAGCCUAAAUACAUUAAGUAUUAAUGUUACAUCGGUUUUUAGUUCUCAAAUCCAAUCUCUUUCUAGCUCUCUGUUAAAUUUGGAAAUCCUCUUUGGAAUAGCAGGAUUUUAAUCAUUCGCCCAAACAGAAAUAUUGCCUUGGAUUAGGUUAUCAUUAGAUAACAAUUUAAAUAUAGUUGGAAGCAUAUAGUAGAAUAAAAUUAAAAGCUUAACGAUAAGUUUGGUAUUUGUGAAAAAAGAUUCUCACUAUCCCAAUAUUAGGAAUUUUAAUGUAAAUAAUUUUGGGUUCUAACCUGUUAGUAAUCCCACACAAGUUUUUUAAAGCUAAACAGACAAUUUUAUAGCAUAAAGCAAUGUUCAAUACCCAUUUAUCUCAAGUAUUAUAGAUUUAGAAAUGAAAAAUGAUUAUAGUUUCUAACUGUGGACAAGCUAUAAUAUAAUUUAGAAUUAAAAAUAUUAUUCUUAAAACAUAAUUACUACUCCCUCUGCCAUUUUAUACCAAAAUUAUUUUUCAGCUUUAACAUUCUAUUUAGCAAAAAGAUGUAAUCAAAAUUGUUAAAUAUGUUUUAUUGAUGGUAAAACUUGCUUGAGUUAUAAAAUAAUAGAAAACUAAUGUUUCAAUACAUAGACUUAGUAAUAUCAAGAUCUCUUUACUCUCCCUUAAAGUGAGCAAUGUUCUGAUAUUAAUGGAGUCUGCUAAGCAACAAAUUCAGGAGUAUGCUUUAUUUGUUCAUCAUUAUCAACUUUAAUAGGCACAGGAAAUUGUAUCUAAGUAAUAAAAGAUAUUUCUGUUUCAAGCUAAGACUUAAUACCUACAUAUUAUUAAUCUGCUUAAAUAUCUUAAUAAUCACAAGGAUGCUCCUACACUAUAAAUAAUUAAUGCUCUUAGUGUAACUUUGGAUAUAUAUUUAUCUCCAACAAAUGUGUAAGAUGUCCUUUGUACAAUGAUUAGUCAUUAAGUUUUUGCGGAUAAGUGACUAACAACUGUAAUUAAGUAUGCUUUGAUUGCCUUUAAAUAUCUCCUUUGAUUAAUAUUCCUUAACAAUUUUACUCAAACGCUUUUACUUGCACAAAAUUAGUAGACCUCCAUAAUUACUCAAUAACACUUCCUUCUAAUUAAAGUAGCUUUUACAUUGAUUAAAGCACUUUAGAUAUAAAGUAAAAUGCUUACUAAUGUUUUCAAAAUUGUUAAUAGUGCAUAAAUAGUUCGACUUGUAUUAAUUGCAAUCAAGGAUACACUUUAUCAUUAGAUUCUUAAUCUUGCAUCCCCUGUUCUUCUCUUCAUUAAAUGUGCACAUAAUGCUUUUAUGGUGCUCUCAUUAAUGAUUAAACUUUUAUAUAUUCACAAAAUAAUAUAAGUUUACUCUCUCCACAAUAAAUGUAACUACUUUAAUUAAGGUGUUCUUCUGUUUAGCCUGGGUAUUACAUAACUUCAGAUCUUCUUAAAGUGAAUUAAUGCCCUUCGCCAGAUACUUGCAAAGAAUGCGUUUUAGGAUGGUACAAUAGUUUUACAGGAGGUGGCUAGUAAAUAAUUUAUAAUUCUCAACAAUCUAGUUAAUUUUAGAUUAGGUGCAGUUUAUGCAAAGAUCCUAUUAACAUGAUUUUAAACGUAGAUGGUACAAGUUGCAUAUAAAGUAAAAUUAAUAAUUGUAAUAUUUAAGGUUUUGGUACAGUUUAGCAGCUGUUAAUAGAUUAAAUUUGGUAUAGCUUAAAUAAUAUCCAACCAUCUAGCUUGAAUUUUUAUUGCUACGAAUGUAAUACAGGGUACACCCUUUCUGCUGAUAAACAAUAAUGCAUAUAGGGAUGUAGUGCUAAUUUUUGUAAUUCCUGUUUUAUGGAUAGUAAUAGUAAUGUUUAUUGCAAUAAAUGUUAAAACAAUUACUUAUUAGAUACUUAAACAAAUACUUGUUCAAUUGAAAUGACCUGCUAGAAUUAAAUAUAAUAUUGCAAUUCUUGUUUUAAGUAUGGUAUUUAAAAUAGCAAUUACAGUUCAAAUUAAGUACUUCCUAUUUCAUUAUGCAAUUCAUGCACAACAUCUACAGUAUCAAUAAGCUGCCCUUAAAAUUGUUUAAGUUGUGAUUCUUAUUCUUCUUAAUGUAUAUAAUGUAUGCCAAAUUACUAACUAGAUUUGAUGGGUAAUUGCUAAUAGGCAAACUCUUUAUUCUCAUCUUAAGUUUCUGGACAAUAGCUUUCAAAUUUAAUAAGAACUGUAAAUUAUGUAAGUUCGUUUGAUAGGUGCUAGUCUUGUCCCUUAAAUUGUAUAUCAUGCUAUCAAGGGGAUAAAUAUUUUAAUGUAUAGAAUUACCUUUAAAAUAUAAAGUAUUCACAAACCUUAACUUUAGACAGUAAAAUAAAUCUAUAAAAUUUAUAUGGAAGUAGAUUGAUAUGUUUGAAAUGUCAAAGCGGAUACAUUAUUAAUUCUCAGGGAUUUUGCUAAUAAUCAUGUGGUUCAAUGUGUAAUUCUUGUGAUUCUAAUAUGAAUUGCAUAUAAUGCUCAACAAACCUCAAACUAACUAAUUAAUAACAAUCAAUAAUGUAGUUAUUAAUAGUAAAUUUUUAUCCAAGUCUCACAAUCAAUAACUUUUUAUAACCUACUGGAAAUAAUUGCUAAAUAAGUCAUCCCAUAUGCUAGAUUUCAGCAGCAAUUAGUAUGGAUUAAUCGUUCUCAACAAAUAUUUACUCAUAGCUUUACUAAAAUGGAUGCUUAAAGUGUUCUUAAAAUUUAGUUUCAUCUAUUUAUGGAGUUAAUUCAUAAACAGUAUAUAAUAGUAAUUUAAGAAGAUGCACCACUUGCCAUAAGACAAAUGGAUGCAUAAGAACAUUUACAAAAACUACUUAUUUUACCUGCCAAAGUUAGAAAAACAGUAUAACUUAGGAUGGGUCAAAAUAAAAUCCUUACAGCUUAGAUAAGUUAAAUUCUUAAGGAGAUAUUUUUUACCCUAAUAUACUUGAUUUAACUUAACAAAUACUAUAUCUGCUCGAAUUAGGAAUAGAAGAAAUGGAAAUUGAUAUCAUAUUAAUUAGCACCUUAUAUCAAGGUUAAAGUAAUUGUGUCUUAGAAGGAAGCGUUACGAUAAAUACCAAUUUACUUGAAUAGGUUCUCGGAUUGAAAAAGCUCACUCUUAACUUAAAAAGCGAUGAUCCUAAUAACAGCUUUAUUUUUAAUUUAAAUAGCAAUGAAAACUUAAAAAUAUAAGGUUUUACUGAUGUUAAUAUUCAGAAUUUGUAAUUUAUGAGCAGCUUAUAAGUAAUAAAAUAAUCCCAAAUAAGCUUAAAUACAGGAGUGAACUUAAGCAUUAGUAAUUGCAAUUUUACUAAUACCUAAACUUUUAUUUAGAUAGGAGGUCAGUUUUCUUAGGUUUAACUCCUUUCUUGUAUAUUUACAAGCGUAGAACUAGUAAAAGAUAAUAGCCUGAUAGAUAUUCUUCCCAGUAUAUCUUUGCCUGAUAGCUUUCCACACUUAAGUAUCAACAUCGCUUAAUCAUAGAUAAUUCAAUCCAGCUUUUUAUCAAAUGGGUUACUCAACAUCAUCUCCCCUAAUUUCAAAGUUUAAAUUACGUUAAAUUAGUUAACAAUUUUAAAUAGUAUUUUUGGAGCUUCCUCGUACUUGAUUUCUUCAGAAUAAUAAAGCUCUCAGCCUAAUAAAAGCAUUUAAAUGAGUAUAAACAACCUAAAUUUUACUAAUAAUUAGAUUUCCUCUUACCAACCAACUUUGUUUUAUAUUCAAGAUGCUACUAAUAUUUAAAUAAAGGAUUUUACAAUUCAGAAUUGCAAUAUCAUUUAACUUUUUAAUUAAACUAGCAGCUUAAUAGCGUCUUCAUUAUUAUCAAUUAAUGGAGGAACUAUAUCAAAUUUUUAUUUAAUUAACAAUACAAUCUCUUAUACAAAAAUAUUGCAAUCAGCUUCAAUUUAAUCAGGAUAAUAAUAUCAAGCUGCUUAAAGUAAUAAUCAAUAAAAAAUCAUAUACAUCAUGCAAUUGAGCAACAUUUAAUUUUAUAAUAAUACAAUCAUAUCAUCUCCUUCUUAAGGUGUCAACUUUUAUUUAGCAUAGUUUGGAAAUAUUUAACAAUAACAUCUUCAACUUGAAGUCUAAAUAUAAAAUUUGAAUGUAACACAAAACUUUUUCUAGUACACUUUGAUACAAACUACAAGUAAUACUAACAAAAGAAAUCUUCAAUUAUAAAAUGAUAUUGGCAAAUCAAUUGAAGAAAUAUAAAUGUAUUAAUAGUAAAAAUAAGUAAGAACUCUUUAGACAGUAGAUCAGUACACAUAGUCUUACCCAUUUCAAAACGAGAAUAGCCUGAUUAUGGUCCAAUCAAUAUACCUAUUCAACUUAACAUAAACUUAAAUAUAAGAAACUCCCUAAAUUAAAUUAUUGAUAGCUGAUUAAAUUUUCCAAUUAAUAAUUAGUAUGUUAAGUAUUUCUUCAGCAGCAUUAUAAUAAUAUCCUGGAUUGCUUAAGAUUUCUUCUAUCUACAGCAACUUCAACUUUUAAAACUUUAAUAUUAGCAAUGUUUAUUCAUAAAAAUCAAUAAUUUAAAUUGAUCAAAAAGAUAUUUAUGUUGAUUCAAAAAACAUACAAAAUUAUCUUCCAAAUGGAAUACAAAUCACUGGUAUUUAAUUUUAGUAAAUAAAAUUCAACUUAUUGACAUAUGGGUCCGUAGUAUCAGCCAUAUAAUUUGAAGAUAUUAAUCAAUCUAUGCUUAAUAUGACUAACAUAAUUAUCAAUUCAACAUCUAUUGAUCAACCAUCAUUCGUUCCUAAUUAAAUUUUAUCUAAUGGGUUACUUAUAUAAUCUUAAUCUAGUACAGUCAUAUUAAACCAUGGACAAAUACUAAAUUCGUAAACAUUUGUAGGUUCAAAUGGGAUGUACAUAAGUGCGAAGGUCAUUCAAAUACAAAAUUCAGCAUUUGCCAAUGCAAAUUAAAACAUAAACAAUUUAAGCUAAAUAAUAGUUUAGGGGGGAUUUGGAACUCUUUAAGCAUAUUCAUAGCUUAUGAUUUAAGGAACAACUUUCACUUAAUCCUUCGCAAAUUAUGGUGGAGCUCUUUAUAUAAUAGCUCAAUAAGGUUGCUAAGUAAAUAUUUAAGGUUCUACAUUUGCUAAUAACUAAUGUGCAUAAAAUGGAGGAGCUAUUUACUUUUUAUCUCAAACUAUUAAUAAUUCCUUUACAGUUGGUGGAAAUAGCGUUUUUUAGAGCUGUUAAGCUGGUUUUUUUGGCGGUUGCUUGUACUUCGAUGUUAUUUCUUUAACAUAAAUAACGAUUUCAUAAUCUACAAUAUCUUCCUCUUAAGCAAGAAACUUUGAUGUUUUGUCUCUAUAGCCUUAAGGCCAGUCAUGUAGUUUGAAGAUGGAUGGAGUAAUUAUUAAUGGAUAAAAUAGCUCAAAUAAAAUAGCAAUUUAAGCAACAAAUUUAAUCAAUAUAGAUGUGAAUAAUGUAUAAGCUAACUUACUUUACUAGUAAAUAUUAUACUUUGAAUAGAUAACAACUGUAACAAUUACCAAUAGCGUAUUUGGUAAUAGCUAAUUUUACUAAAAAGUGAUAAUAGAUAUUGAAAACUGUAAUACGCUGCAUUUAAAUAACACAUCCUUGAGCUAAUCAACUUAUACAAAUGGGUAUAAAUUGAAAAGUUUAUACAUAUUUGCUAAUAUUUAAGAUAUUUCUGUUUUUAAUUUGGUAUGUGCGUAGUAAUUUUGUUUAACUUGCUACACUGGAAUAAUAUUCUUUUAAUAUUCUAACUCACUUAGUAUAUCAAAUAGCACUUUUACCAACAAUACAGCAUUCUUUGGAGGUGCAAUUUAUAUUCACCAUAACAUAGUUUCUAGUACUGACUUGCUUAAAAAUUAUCAGCUUAAUUUAAAUAAAAUAUAGCAUACCAAUUUUACUAAUAAUACUGCAUCUUAUUGGGGUGGUGCAAUAUAUUUAGAAAAGGUGAACUAAAUGUAAUUUUAUAAUAAUAUAUUCUAGUUGAAUUAGGCUAUGCAAGGAGCAGGUAUAUACAACGCCAAUCCAUAGCAUCAUUUCAACAUUUUAUUAAGGAAAAAUAGCUUUAUUUAGAAUUUAGCAACAUAAGUAGGAGCUGCUAUUUAUUCACAAUUUUGUAUUAUAUACAGCUAGGCAUAUCCAAGUUCUAGUCUAUUUGUAAAUUUGACAGAUUACAAUUACUAUAGUUAUAUUACUCAGACAUUUACAGGUUUUACUAACACUUUUAGUAAUAAUUCAGCAUUGAUGUAUGGAAACAAUAUUUACACUUUUCCAUAAUAUAUUCGUUAUUUAUAUGCAGAAACUCAAAGUAUAAUUGAUUUUUCAGAUAAAUCACCUAUUAAAAGAAUCUAGGUUUCAAGUGGCCAACCACUUUCACAGUUGUAUAUAAUAUUUGUUGAUGAAGAUUAUAGAAUUAUUAAUAAAAUUUUCAGCAUUUCUAGUAAUUCUACCUACUUGUAGAUUUAACUUUAAAUAAAAGAUAAUGGAUUUAAUUUAGAAAAUAAUAUGGUAACUUUUUCAAAUUAAACUGGAUAUUUUGAUGGCUCCAAUUCAGUUUUAAAUGCUUAAUAACUCAAUUAAACUACUUCAAUAAUUUGUUAAUCUUCCUUAAUCUAACAAAAUCCUCUCUCUUCAUAAAUUCCUUUCGAAAUACCAAUUUAAUUUAACUAAUGUAAUUAAGGAGAGGAGCUCAUUAUAAAUGAUGAAGGAUGGCAGACUUGUUCGUAAUGUCUUGAAGGGUUUUAUUCUUUAGUUUAAUCAUAAAAGUGUAAAUUUUGCAUUUAUUUAGAUGGCUCAACCGAAUAAACAGUAUGUCCUGGAGGCAGCACUAUCCUACUUCCACCAGGGUACUGGAGGUCAGAUAAUUAGUCAGAAUAAAUAGUUGAAUGUAUAAAUAAUCCAGCUAAUUGUAUUGGUAACAGAUAAUAAGAUAUUUCAUCUAGAGAUUCAAGUUUCCCAAUUCCUUAAUCAUCAAUGAUUGAUAUUAAUAAUUUUUAUUGCGAUGAAGGUUGUUACGGAGCUUUAUGCUAAGUUUGCGAUAUUAAAGGAUAAAUUUGGGGAGUUUCAUACUCUAAUUAUUAAGAAUUUUCUUGUUUUAAAUGUAGUAAUGCUGGCAUACUAUCAUUUAAAUUGAUUUGGUCCAUAUUAUUAUUUGUUUUUCUUCUUCUUUUGAGCGCAAAAAGUGCAUAUUUAGUAUUCUCUAAUGGAGUAUUCUCUCAUGUUAUGAUUAAGAGUGUAUUUUUGCAAGGAGAAUCAAAAGAAGCUGUUCAUGCAAUAAAAUCAUUCAAUCCUUCAGGAAUAUAUCUCAAAAUGAUAAUGAACUAUCUUUAAGUUAUUAGUGUAUUACUAAAUUUCUAGAUUUCUCUUCCUAAUUCUGUAUCAAAUAUGAACAUAAAUAUUUAUAACCCAUUUAGCGGAAUGGGUAAUACCUGGGAUUGUGUAAUUAAAAUAUUUUAGCCAGUAAUGCCAUUUAACUAUUUUAGAGUUCUUUGGUUUGUAAUAGCUCCUCUCAUAUUAAUAGUCAUUUUUAUUGGAAUAUAUUACAUAUUAUAAAAAUAUAAUAUGAUGAAAUACAAGAUCACCAUAGUUUAUUCCAUACUAUGCUACCUCUUCCUUUACGUUUAACCACCAAUUGUUAGCUCUCUUCUUUCAUAGAUUGCAUGUAUAAAUAUUGCUGGGUAGAGUUAUAUCAAAGGAAGUACUGAUAGAAUUUGCUAUGAUGAUGAUUACUAUUAUUAUGGAGUAUUCUUAAUAGCACCAUUUCUCAUUAUUUGGAUUAUUCUUCUACCUGGGGUUUUAUUUAUAAAGUUAUAUAUGAUCAGAAGAAAACUUUAUUAUAUCAGAUCUAAAAUAAUUCUGGGUUUCUUUUAUUCAGAUUAUAAAACAAAGUUUUUUUAUUGGGAAAUCUUUAGAAUGGGUUAUCGUAUUUUAAUUAUAGCAACUGAAAAUAUUCUUUAUGAAAAGAUUCAUGAAAAAGCCAUGAUUUUGGUCUUGAUAGUAUACUUUUACCAGAGAAUUCAUAAAAAGUAUAACCCUUAUCUGACUCAAGAUUUAAAUAGAUUAGAAAAGAAAAUAACCUAAGUUAUAUUAAUUAGCUUUAUUUUAGGUAGAUUGGCUUAUAGUAAUCCUUACCCUACUAUUUAAUAUAUGUGUCUGAUUGUGCUAGUUUUAAUUAACUUUUGGCUAUUUUUGUAUUUGAUUAGAAGAUUAAUUUAGUCGUACUCGAAAUAGUUAGAAUUAAUGAUUUCUUACAUAAAGGUUUAAAUAUUUAGGAGACUUCCAAAAGUUGGAAAGUUUUUUAAGCUUAGUGGCAUAUCAAUAAUAUAAUCUUAGAAUUUAUGGAAGAAAGUAUAAAAUUAUGUAUGGGAUUUCUUUGAAAGAAAGGAGAAAGAUAAAACAGUUAAGCUAUUUGAUUAAACUCUAUACGUUAAGUAUGAUGAAGAAUAAUAAGAAAAUAAUGAGCCUUUAAUAAUCAAGCAAAAGCGUUAAUGGGAAGAAUCACAAAGGAAAUAUUUGCUUUAAAAGCAGGAAGAGAGAAGUAAAUAAAUGAACAGUUCAUACUUUAACUAAAAUCAAUGCGCAGAUAGCAUAUUAUAAAUCGAUGCACAGUCUAUCAAUAACACUAAUAUUAGUCCAUUGAUAUCUAACUUUAAUACACCAAGGUAAGAAGAUAAAUUACUUAUGGAUUAAACAUAAGUAUCUUAAGUUUCUAUUUUCAACUUGAUGCAUCAGACAAAUGAACUAUCUAAGAGAGAAAAUGUGAAAGAAACUAAAGAAUAAAAGACUAAUUUUAGAAAAGAAUCAAAAGAAGAAGAUAUUAGCUUUUCAUAAGAAAGUGAAAGACAGUAAGAUUUCUAUUUUAUAGAAAGUAAAAUUAAAGAUUAUUCUAGAAGAAUCAGUGAUGAAAAUGCUGAAUAGUUAAGUUAGUAAGUUUAGAUAAAUUCAAAUGACGGAUCUAACUUAAUUUUAGAAAAAAAGAGUAAUUAAUCAUGA